Molecule: messenger RNA, 4491 nt
Organism: Penicillium brevicompactum
Lineage: Eukaryota; Fungi; Ascomycota; Eurotiomycetes; Eurotiales; Aspergillaceae
Product: putative ubiquitin-specific protease UBP12
Exons: 5
Coding region: 1-4491 (1496 amino acids)
Biological process (GO): protein deubiquitination
Molecular function (GO): cysteine-type deubiquitinase activity
Source: RefSeq, a predicted model, not a curated record
AUGUUAGGGGAAGAGGCUGUUUUGAUCCUAAUUUCCUUUGUUCUCCCCUGGUUGCCCCGAGCUGCGACACGAGGUGCGCAGCUCACCGUCACAACGUCUUCUCCAAAGCGCCGAAAAGUCUCCCCAGAGCCUCGUCCCAGUCCAGGCCUUCGGGCUCGACGUCACGGCCGCUCCGUUCCUCCAGCCCGCUCUCGUCACGCCUCUGCCUCUCGCUAUAAGAGCUCCUCGCUGUCACCGCCUCGCUACGUGCCCGCUCACCUGCAGUUCCAGCAAGCCCAGCCUGGUGGCCGCUCGCUCACACCCGCGACCGCGACCGCCGGACUGACUCUAUCCAGUGAGCAUUCCGAUAUGCCCUCCGACACUCGAGAGGGUACCCCUCCCACAAUCAGCGAUGGCCGUUCUCCAUCUCCCGGUGAGAAGCGCUCGGCCUCUGAGAUCACCGACUCCGACCCCGAAGGGGGCGUGAGCACUGUCGACACCGAUAAUGCGCGCCACUCCGGAGACUCCGUGACGAACGGAAACACCUAUCCCACUCCCUCGAGCUCCGGCAGCAAGACCGAUUCCUCUCCUUCCCGCGACCAGUCGGAUUCAGAGACACCUAGCCCCGAUGGUGCCCUCACAAUCGACGAGCAAGUGGCCGAGGUGAAUGAGCUGAUGGCCGAGACAAAGAAGGACGGGCAAAAGGGCUACGUGGUCUCCAUGACCUGGCUCAAGAAGGUGCUCGCACGGCUGACCUCCCACGCCGAUCACACGAACGACUCCGCGGAUAGUCCCAUCGGACCAGUCGAAAACAUCGACCUCGUGCUCGACACCGACCCGGCCACUACCGGUUUCAAGGACGAGGCAGGCGACGACUUUCUGUCUAUGCGCCCUGGCUUGCACGAAGCUGUGGACUUUGUCAUCGUCCCUCAGCAAGGCUGGGACAAGAUCCUCAAAUGGUACGGCUUGGCUGACCAAUCGCCCACAAUUGUUCGCUACGCACAUAACUUCAGCCAACCUGGCGAUGCUGCGAAGGUUGAAUACGAGGCUUAUCCUCCCAUCCUCUCUAUCCUCAAAUUGGCCAACCCCACCGCCGGUACUACUCCAGCGACCUUGAAGGAAAAAGACCUGCCUUCCGCCAAGACAUUAACCAGUCGCCAAACCAGUUUCCAGAAAUGGCUGAAAGAGGCUAAGGAAAAGGCCGGGAUCGACAUGUCCACCAAAGUCCGCGUUUGGAAGAUUCUCAAACUUCCUCACAGCACCAACACAUCCGCUGCGGUGACUCCUGCUGCUUCUCGUACUGCGUCCCCAGCUCCGCCUCCUUCGGCUCUCAUUCCCCACACCGCAGACAAGCUGCUUCUGGACCUGAACGCUUUCCUCGGGCUUUCUGAGGGCACUCAUCGUGUACUGCUUGAACACGUCAAAGAUGAAACCAACAAUCCCAAGUAUAACGGUCGCAUGUCACUGGACAUCGCUGGCUUGGGCUCCGCUGAUCGUGUCGUUCUGGAGGAGCAAAUCGGUGGGUCCAAGGGUGGAGAAUGGGUCUCCGAGGCGUCUGCCAAAACACUGAAGCGUCUGGGUAUUCCCGUAGAACUCAAACUUGACAAUAAGCCCACUGCCCUGACACUUGGCACCAAAACACCCCCAAUUUCGAGCGGUCGAUCCACCCCGGUUUCGUGCCUUACUCCAAAGAACAUGUUUGCCCGGGGCCGAAAGGGCCGAUUGCCCAGAGUUCUGGGAUUGGACAACCUUGGCAACACUUGUUACAUGAACUCGGCAAUUCAGUGUGUGCGAAGUAUUGAGGAGCUCACAAUAUUCUUCCUCAGUGGCAAAUUCAAAUCCGAACUCAAUCCCAGCAACAAGCUUGGGUGCGGUGGAGAUGUUGCAAAAAAUUGGGCCGCUUUGCUUGCGGAUCUUUACAACCCAGAUGCGCCCACCAACUAUGUCAGCCCCGGAAAGUUCCGUCGUUCUGCUGGCCGACAGCGCUCUGAGUUUGCCGGUUAUGAUCAACACGACAGUCAAGAAUUUGUGAUGUUCCUUCUGGAUGCCUUGUCCGAGGAUUUGAGUCGCAUUGGCCAAAAGCCGUAUACCACCAUCCCCGACUCCACCGAUGAGAUGAUUCACGACCGCAAGGCGCUGGAAGAGUUCGGAAAGACCUGUUGGGACCUUUACGAGUCGCGCAACGCCUCUGUUGUCACCGACCUCUUUUCUGGAAUGUACAAGUCGACUCUUAUUUGCCCUGACUGUCACAAAACUAGCAUCAUCAUGGAUCCUUUCAGCACGCUCACGCUACCAAUUCCACCUGGUCCCCAGCCCAUGACUCGCAAGAUUAUCUUCGUGCCUUACCAGGGCUCACCAGUGUCGCUCAAUGUCCAGCUUGAUGCUUUGGACAGCCUGAAGGGUUGGAAGAAUUUCGUCGGCGAAAAGAUGGAUGUUGAUGGAGAGCGCAUCUUUGCCGCGGAGACUCAUAACUCCGCUUUCUGGAAGUAUUUCCUUCACGACGACAGCUCUUUUGAGAGCCUUGAAACCAGCCCCCACGAUGUCAUCGUGUUCUAUGACUUGGGACCCGUUUCGGCAUCUGAAGAUGACGACGUGGUUAUCCCUGUCUUCCACCGGAGAGCUGGUCCUCGCAAGAACAAAGCCAAUGCGUCGACUCUCUUUGGAAUUCCGUCCGUCAUCCGUCUAUCCCGGCAUGAAGCUGACGAUCUCGAGGCAGUUUACAGCAAGCUCAUCCUCCUGUCUGACAACAUGACGACACGUGACAUCUUGACUCCUGAGCAAUCCACCUUAGACGAGCACACGGCGGAUGACUCCGACACCGUUGUCACUAACGAGGAUGAUGCCCAGUCUGCGGAUUCCAGGAUCAAGACAUCAUCAGUUGACGGCGAAGAUAGUAUCGUGGACAUCUCAAUGCACGAUGCCCAGGCAACUAAGGGUGCUGGGAAAUCUGAGAUGGCAGGAUCCGACUCUGAGUCUAUCAAGAGCGCACAACAACAUCCUUUGGCUGGCAAAAUUCCCGCGGGCUUGUUGGCUCUGUUCGACCCGAAGGUGAUGAGCUCCAAGAAUGGUCUGCCUGAUGGGCGCAGUGUUGGAACCAAGGACUUCCCAUUGCUUUCUUCCCGCAUUGCUACCGCAAAACUUUCCAAGAAGGAUUCCGAUGCUACGUCUCAAACUUCGGCCGAUAAUAGCGAUGAGUACAGCGAUGUAGAUGGAUCUGAUGAGGACGAGGAGGACUCUGCUACUCAACUUCUUCACCAGGGCGACGCUCUUGUCCUUGACUGGAGUGUUGAAGGAUACGAAGCCCUUUUCGGUGGAAAGCCAUCAGACUCCGAAGAAUCUCGUGGUUUGCCGACUUUCAUGACCCCCAAGAAUGUCUACGAUCACAUCUCGCAACGUCAGUCCAACCUCAAAAAGUCUUCUUCUGUCACGCUUGAUGAGUGUCUCGAUAUCUUCAGCAAAUCCGAAGUUCUGUCUCGGGGAGAUACCUGGUAUUGCCCCAAGUGCAAGGACCACGUCCAGGCUACCAAGAAGUUUGACUUGUGGAGAGCUCCCGAUGUCAUGGUCGUUCAGCUCAAGCGAUUUGGCCAACUGCGUCGCCAUCACAGCAAGAUCAACACCGUGGUCAACUUCCCUCUUGAGGGCCUGGAUUUGACUGGCCGCGUGCAAGGGCCCAGUGAUGGAAAGAGCUUGGAGUAUGACUUGGUCGCCAUUGACAACCAUAUGGGCUCCAUGGGCGGUGGCCACUACACUGCCUACGUCAAGGACUUCAUUUCCGGUGAUUGGUACCACUGCAAUGACUCCAGCGCUCGCCUUGUGACCAACCCGGAGAGUAUGAUCGCAUCGAGCGCAUACCUCCUAUUCUACCGUCGCCGCUCCGAGCGCCCGCUGGGCAGCAAGGAGCUACAGGAGUUGGUUGAAGCAUUCAAACACCCCCCUACGGAUGAAUCUGGCCCUUCAUCCCCCAACCGUUCGCCUACGGGGGACGGCCAGCGUCUUGGCGACUCUUCCCGCAAUGGGUCGUCGAGCGCCUUGGUCGGAGCCGGAGCAGCUCCCCGAGCGGGCAAUGAUUCGCAAACCGAGACUCCAGCGAAUGAUGAAUACUCCACCACCGACGACAGCGACGCGGACUCUGAAGACGGCGAAGGUAUGAAACUCACCAACAACGGCCUCGAGACGGUUGGACAGGCAUCCGAUCCCCUUCAUUUCUCCCAGGAGCCUUCCUGGUCUUUCAGCAACCUGACCGGCGCUCACGCUAUCUCACAGAUAACUCCUGGUGAUGGGUCACUCGAUGAAAGCGGUCUGUUUGACGAUGAUGAGAUUGAUAGCAACCUGGCCGUUGGGAACGAUGAAAUGGACCCGGACACCCGCAUGACCGAGUUGGAAGACUCUCACUCUGUCCGUCCAGAUGGUGCAUCCUUUGAAGACGUCUCCCACCUCAUGGAUGAUUCUGACGACGAACUUCCUGUGGUGGAGUUGCGAGUCGGUGAUGAGGACAAAAUGACCUCGGAUUGA